Molecule: messenger RNA, 25127 nt
Organism: Pelobates cultripes (western spadefoot toad)
Lineage: Eukaryota; Metazoa; Chordata; Amphibia; Anura; Pelobatidae
Source: the annotation of a GenBank genome assembly
GGUGGAUGCAGGUCCCCCUCCUCCCCCUAUGUGCUCAGGACAAAAGAUGCUUGUGGUCCCACAGGGAGGAGUUGUGUGUGCUCACUGAUGCUCCAGGCUGCCUUUAUAAGCAGCCUGCAGGGGUGAGGGACUUUCUUCCAUCAUCCCAGUGCAGCUGGUACCCUGUGGUCCUCAGACAUCUCACAGACAGACUCCCAGCAGAACCCCAGCCACCAUGAGUCACUCAGGUAUGAGAAGCUCCUCCACCUCCUACCGCAGGACAUUUGGGGCUCCAGUCCUUUCCCCGCUGUCCUAUUCCUCCUCUUCCAGACUCUCAACUUCCAGACAUUUGGGCAGCCCAUCCCCGGGUCCCUCCAGCCGAUCCUCAGCCUACCGGGUGAGGUCCAGCACCCCAAUCCGUGUGUCUGUGGACCGGGUGGACUUCUCUGUGGCUGACGCCAUCAACCAGGAGUUCCUGACUACCCGCAGCAAUGAGAAAGCCGAGAUGCAGGAGCUCAAUGAUCGCUUCGCCAGCUUCAUUGAGAAGGUUCGCUACCUGGAGCAGCAGAAUGCCGUGCUGGUCACCGAGAUCAACCAGGCCAGGUCCAAGGAGCCCACCCGGGCUGCUGAUCUGUGCCAGCAGGAGCUCAGGGAGCUGAGGAGACAGCUGGACCUCCUGGCCAAGGACAGAGACAACAUCCAGGUGGACAGAGACAACUUGGCCGAGGACCUGUCUUUCCUGAAACAAAGGUGAGGGGGGCUGGGUCACUCAAUUAGUCAUAAAAUACGGGGGGUGAGGGGGGAGGUAACAUGUACUAAAACACGUGUCUGGCUCUGCCAUGUGGGCAUGGUACCAUUUAUUAUCAGGGGAGUGCCUGGGUCUGCUGCUGCUCCUAGUAAUUUAGGAGAGAGGAACUCUCUGCUGCCCCCCUUGUCAUCAUGGUGCUUUCUGUAAAAGAAUUUUAGGACUGGGAUAACUAGAAAGGGAUAUUGAUCUAGUUAUAAAAACAACAGGUGUUAUUCUGGAACAAAGUUCUACAAAAUGAGCAAUCAUCAUGCAAAGCAAUACAAUGACUCUCAGCAUUUAGCAUCCUGAGUAUCACUUGUGUUGUUGCCUUGAUAAAUCCCAGAUUUUAUGUUAUAGUAUGUAAAUGUUCAUCCACUGCCUAAGGACCCCUUAUACAUGCAGGUGAUGCUGUGUUUUUGGUAUCCUGUUACAAAAAGAAAUUAGGCUUGCACUUCAUUACAAUGUGGUCAUCUAAACAAGUGUAUUAUUGACCCUAAACCAGACUGCAGUAACAAGUUGGUAAUCAAUUCUGAUUUCAUAUGCCAGUCAUACUCAGGGCCACACCCACCUGGCUAAGCUUUCAUAAAAUAUACAGUAGGUAAAAUAAAGAGAUGGUAUUUUAACGUGUAUUUCAAACAUGUAUGUGAGUUGUUUAGAAAUAUGUUUUAUUACUUUAGUUAGCUACUUUUGUUCUUACUGUAGUAGGGACAGUGUUUAUGUUGCUUAUUCAUUGCCACAAUGGUUGUUAGUGUUGACUAUUUGUGUGCUAGAGUAAUGUGCAGAGCAGUGUUUUACGCACAUUUGUGACAGCCUUUACUUAUACAGACACAGCCUUGAUUCUUAACAUGUACAUAGCUGGGAUGAUAACAGUGGUCAGUAACAUGUACAUAGCUGGGAUGAUAGCAGUGGUCAGUAACAUGUUAACAAGUACAUAGCUGGGAUGAUAACAGUGGUCAGUAACAUGUACAUAGCUGGGAUGAUAGCAGUGGUCAGUAACAUGUUAACAUGUGUAUAGCUGGGAUGAUAGCAGUGGUCAGUAACAUGUUAACAUGUGUAUAGCUGGGAUGAUAGCAGUGGUCAGUAACAUGUUAACAUGUGUAUAGCUGCGAUGAUAGCAGUGGUCAAUGUGUGCUGCUGAAGUUUCCAAGUUUUUCAUGAGAAAGUCCAUACAGCAAACGAAUGAACACAAAGGGCAAUUAGAUCCAGUGAGAGAGACAGAAGGAUAAUAGGGUCUACAAUGGCAGCAUUCCAGGCCAUCACUUCUGUUCUCAGUCUUUUGUCAAGUUGCCAUAGGAUAUACAGAAUACAUCAUUAGACUAAUGCUCAUUAGCACCAGGGACAUGCUGUGUGCACCACUGGGAGUGAAAGUGUCAUAGAACAAGCUCCCAAUGGUAUACUGAAAUACUGCCCAAGUAAAAGCUGUCAAUUUCCAACAAGAUAUUAGAUGGACAAGACAGCUUUGAUCUUCAUUGUCUGACUGGACAACACAGAUUAUUGGGUUAUUAUUAGACAAUGUGACGUGAGCAUUGAAUCAACAAGUUGCAAUAUUUAUACCAAAAUUUCAUAAGUGGAAAAAUAUUUGAAGUUAUAUUUUGAUAUACUUUUUUUAUACUAUAAUAUAGUUUUGUAUACUUCUAUGUGUUAAAACGGGAACUGGUGACAAUAAACCAUGUUAGUACAGCAUUUCUAAACUGGAUACAUAGCUACAUGAGAUACAUUUUGCCAUUUUGCUAUUAUUGCCUAAAAUUUGAAAUAAACUUGUAAGUUUUUCAUAACCUCCAUUUUAGUGAAUAAAUCUCAGCUGAAUAGUAAAGUUUUUGCAACUGUGAUAUUUUGUUGUAUAUUUUGCAAGUUUGUAAUCAAUUCACCACAGUUUAAUUUUUCAAUGAAGAAAAACUCUUGACUUUCGGUAACAUCCAUGCUUAUACACCCAUAGCUAAGUGUUACCCGUGCAGUUGUCUAGAGGACUUUAGUUACAGGUGUUGACAUUUCUACCAGUUAUGUGACUAGCAAAACAACAGUGUAUUCACUAUUCUUAACAAAUUAUAUUUGCCAUGACUUCCAUCAUCCCUAAUUACUAAAAUCAGGACAAUUAAUAGUCAGUUUCCAUCUCCCACAAAGCCUGUGGAUAAUUUAGUGAACAACCUAAAGCAAAAUACAUGGUAUUUUCUAGAAAUAAAAAUGUGUUAGCAGAGAAUUGGGUGAUAUGUACAGGAGAAUGGUAUUCUUCCCCUAUUCUAUUCUAUCUAGGCAUUUGCUGAAACUAACUGGGUGUGGCACUGUUGGAAUAUUUGAGGAUUAAGUGCACACAACAUAGGUGGCACUACCAUCAACGAAGAUGUUAACGGAGAGUAGAGUAGCACAGAUUUGUAUAACUUUACUGUAUUUUCUUUACUUUUUUUAAUAGGGAUUCAAAUUACAAAUACAGCAUUGGAGACCCAUUCUUCAUUCCAUCAUUCCCCCCUCAUAAAAUGAGUUCAGUAAUCGAUUAAUGAAAUGAAUACUAAAAUAAAUUCUAAAAAAGUAUUUUUUUUAACAUUCUUUUCUCUGUUGAAGCUGAAAAAGGGAACAUAGAAAUAUACUGAAAUAACGUGAUUUAGAACCACUGGUAUAAUGUAUGUAAUAGUAAAUAAAAAUGUAAAUAUGUAUAAUAUAACUUUAGUUUAAAAAAACAGACAAAUAUGCAAGAGACACACCCUCCUACAUUGUUCCACUUAAAGAAGCACAUUAUAAUAUACAUUUAGACAAGAGCAAAAUAAAUAUUACAUUUUUCACUAUAAAGACUAAUUUUGUUUUUGGUUGCUGCAAUAUACCCUUUGUGCUUUGGAUCAACAAGUGAUAUUUAUUCACAGAUUCACCAUAGGCAUGUGUUUUCCUGUGCAAUGGACACAACCCAUCCAUGUGUAGGGGAUAGAGAAUAUUCCAUUGUAAUAAUUGAUUUCAGGACCAGUUGCUUCUGAGUAAUAAUUCAAUAAACUCUAGACCUGCCUUUUACAUAGGAUGACUUUAGAUAUUGAAUUAUGGAGGAAACAGGAACAAAGACAAAGAUGGUCUCCUUUAUCACCCUACAGGGUGUGUCUGGUAGAUUGAGUUGGAAUAAUAUCUUUUAUGCAGAGCUUUUUAGCCUAAACACGGCGAAUCCAGGUAUUUCAGAUAUUUAUAAGCUAAAUUAACUUUACAAAUUAUAGCAACUUGGAUAAUGAUCAACAGCAUAUCACAUAAAAUAAAUGUGUAAAUAUGAAUAAAAUUCAGCUAUAUUUGCACAAUUUAGCAUGAUAAAUAUUUAUUAAUAAUUACAUUGUACACAUGAAUAACAUAUUAAAGUUACAUUACAUAAGUAGCUAUUAGUUGGUGGUGAAAUCAGCUAAAAUAAUUCCCAUAAAAGCACACCACCCAACACUGCAAGGUAUGAAAUCAUGAGAAGGUGUGGGUGGGAUUAAAGGGGCGAGGCAGUGAUGGCAGUCGUGCCACUCAUGACGUCCAAAAUGGGCAGUCCCGUGCAGAAUGGAGGAGGAGCUGCCAAUAGAAGAGUUGCGUCAGCCUGACAUGUACACAUUCCAGACUGGCUGGCUGCUUCUUUGGAUUACCCUUUUUAGGGAAGACUAUGCUGCUAUAGUCCUCUGCAUUUUGGGACAGUACCUACAAAAACAGUUGUGGGGGCCUUUAAUAGAUCCUGGUCUGGUCACAUCUCUAAAAUAGAAGGGUUCCUCUUUGAAAAUUUGGACGACUGCUAAUUAGCAAAACUCUGUUACAAUGAGAUUGAGGACACAGGCAAACGACAAGAGAGCACAGACACCGUCCUCGCCAGCAGCCAAAAACAAUAUCAAUAAAAAGCAAGUUACCCAGCACAAAACUUGAAGGUGUGUGAUCCUUUAUUUAAGGUGCCAAGCAGGGCCGGACUGGGAAAAAAAUUCGGCCCGGGCAUUUUUCAAUCACAGCGGCCCCCUGAAAAGGGGGCAGGGCCAGAGAGGGUGUGUUUUGUCAUGAAUAAUAACAAGCAUGCCCCCUCUCAAAGUGAGCAUGUUAGGGAUUGCGUGGGUGUAGAGUGAGCGGAUUGUGGUAUGGUAUUGUGUAAAUAGGUCAAUUUCAUUCGUGUUUGUGGUGUAAUAUGUGUGGCUAGGGGCUGUAGAGAGUGUGUGUGUGUAUAGGUGACAAAGUGUGUGUAGGGGUUGUAGAGAGUGUGUUUAUAGAAUGUUGUAUGUGUUUGCUUAAAAGGAAUGUAGUGUGUGCAUGGGGGAUCCAGAGUUUGUAUGUCAGGAAUGUAGUAUGUGUAGGUGGUGCAGUGUGUGUGUGUAGGAGAUCUAGUGUGUAAAUGACCCAGAGUGUGUGUGUUUAUAGAGGAUUCAGAGUGUAUAUUUUAUGUUUGGACGUAUUGUAUGUGUGAGGGGCACGUAUUAUGUGUUGAAUGUAUGUGUGAAGGGUGCAGCAUGUGUGUGUGAGAGGUGCAGUAUGUGUGGGUAAGAGGGGUGCUGUGUGUGUGAGGGUGUUCUUAUCUGCUGUCACAUUCUAUGAUUCUAAUUGUCUUUGUCUGUUAACUCACUGAGGGUUAAUUUAUACUAUAUAUAUAUAUAUAUAUAUAUAUUUAUAUAUGCAGGGCCGGACUGGGCCCAAUCAGAGCGGCCCCCUAAGAAGGGGGCUGGGCCAGAGAGGCUGUGUUUUGUCAUCACUAAUGACAAGCACGCCUCCUCUCAAAGUGAGCAUGUUGGUUCAAUGCGCAGAGCUGCGCUGAAGAGCUCUGGCAUUAGAAAAAGGCCCUGUAUUUGUUCUGCGCAGCGCAAGCAAAUUUAAUAACAUGCUUGCGCUGUGUUUGCUUUUAAAUUGUCUCUGGUGUCUCAACAAGUGGGAUACCAGGGGACAAAAGGGCCAGGAAAGUGUAUGGUGCAUGUGUUUGGAGCCUGCUUGUGGGAUUGCGUGUGUGUAGAGUGUGGUGUGGUAUUGUGUAAAUAGGUCAGUUUCAUUUGUGUUUGUGGUGUAAUAUGUGUGGCUAGGGGCUGUAUAGAGUGUGUGUAUAGGGGGCAUAGUGUUAUAGGGGAUGUAGCGAGUGUGUGCAUACGGGCUGUAGUGUGUGUGUAUAGGUGACAUAGUGUGUGUAGGGGUUGUAGAGAGGGUGUGUUUAGAGAAUGUUGUAUGUGUUUGAUGACAAGGAAUGUAGUGUGUGUGUAGGUGGUGCAGUGUGUGUGUAGGAGAUCUAGUGUGUAAAGGACCCAGAGUGUGUAUAGGAGAUUGUGUGUGUGUAUAGAGGAUUAAGAGUGCAUAUAAGGUAAGGGAUCUAGCGUGUAUCUGGAGCGUAAUGUAUGUAGUGCUGUAGUGUGUGUGUGUGUGUGUGUAUAUACAUACAUAUAUAUAUUUGGACGUAUUGUAUGUGUGAGGGGCGCAGUGUGUGUGUAUGUAAGAGGGGUGCUGUGUGUGAGGGUGUUUUUAUCUGCCGUCACAUUCUAAUUUUCUUUGUCUGUUAACUCACUGAGGGUUAUUUUAUAUUAUAUAAGAGCAGACAUUAGGCUGUUAGUGUAGGACCUGCCAAAGAUGGGGUACAUUGACGUUGUGGCAGGCUUAUGCAAUGUAUGAUCAUAUAAUGUAACUAAACCCCCAUUAUUUUUGCCUAGAUUAGGUGUUUUUAAAAAACAAAUAAAAUCUUUCAACAUUGAAGUUGCUGUUUAGUGGAUAGGUGAGUGCGCUGGAUCUUGUGUAUUGUAUUAUUUGGCCCCCAGCAGCACCCCCAUUUAUGCAUGUUAAGGCAUGUUAAGGUGAGUGCAGCCAACCCCCUCUUGUUUUAUAUAUAUAUAUAUAUAUAUAUAUAUACACAUACAUACACACACAUAUAUAUAUAUAUAUGUGUGUGUGAGCAAGAGUGCUGUCUGUCUGAGGGUGCUAUGUGUGUGUGAGGGUGCUGUGUGCCUGAGUGCGCUGUGUGUGUCUGUGUGUGUCUGGGGGUGCUGUGUGUGUCUGGGGGUGCUGUGUGUUUCUAGGGGUGCUGUCUGUCUGGGGGUGCUGUGUGUGUCUGGGGGUGCUGUGUGUCUGGGGUACUGUGUGUGUCUGGGGGUGCUGUGUGUGUCUGGGGGUGCUGUGUGUGUCUGGGGUGUGUGUGUCUGGGGGUACUGUGUGUGUCUGGGGGUGUGUGUGUGGGGGUGCUGUGUAUGUCUGGGGGUGAUGUGUGUGUCUGGGGGUGAUGUGUGUGUCUGGGGGUGCUGUGUGUGUCUGGGGGUGAUGUGUGUGUCUGGGGGUGCUGUGUGUGUCUGGGGGUGAUGUGUGUGUGUGAGUGUGAUUUUUUAAUUUAAAUUUUUUUUUUUUAUUAAUAAUAAUAAUUUAAAAAAAAGUUAUAUCCCCCCCCCCUUCUUACCUUUAGCCUGGGAGGGGGGGGAACCGUUUUGCCUGGGGCGGGGGGAGCCGUUCUGCCAUGGGAGAGCCAUGCUGCCUGAUCCCUGGUGGUCCUAGUGGUGAGCGUGAACUCGGCAACCGCGGCAACGCUCCGCCGGUCCUCUCCUCCCUCCCUCACACCCCAGCAAGCGGCCGCCUGGAAGUGUCUCUGGGCCGGUAAAGGGAGAUCUUUGAUCUCCCCACCGGCCCAUGGAGGCACACAGCAGGGCCGGCGCUCGGCCCCACGGCCAUCGCGGCCCACCGGGCAUUUGCCCGGUAUGCCCGAUGGCCAGUCCGGGCCUGUAUAUAUGUGUGUGUGUGUGUUUGUGCUGUAUAUGUGUGAGAGUGUGCUGUGUGUGUAUGAGGGUGCUGUGUGUGUGUGUGAGGGUGAUGUGUGUGUCUGAGGGUGCUGUGUGUGUGUCUGAGGGUGAUGUGUGUGUCUGAGGGUGCUGUGUAUGAGAGUGCUGUGUGUGUGUCUGAGGGUGCUGUGUGUGUGUCUGAGGGUAAUGUGUGUGUGUAUGAGAGUGCUGUGUGUGUACCUGAAGGUGCUGUGUGUGUCUGAGGGUGAUGUGUGUGUGUCUGAGGGUGAGGUGUGUGUCUGAGGGUGAUGUGUGUGUAUGAGGGUGCUGUGUGUAUGAGGGUGCCAUGUGUCUGAGAGUGAUGUGUGUGUCUGAGGGUGAUGUGUGUGUGUCUGAGGGUGCUGUGUGUGUGUCUGAGGGUGAUGCGUGUGUAUGAGGGUGCUGUGUGUAUGAGGGUGCCAUGUGUCUGAGGGUGAUGUGUAUGUGUCUGAGGGUGCUGUGUGUGAGGAUGCUGUGUGUGUGUAAGGGGGUGCUAGGAGUGUCUGAGUGUACUGUGAGUGAAUGUCUGAUAAAAUAUAUAUCUUUUUUUUAAAUUUUAUUUAAAAAAAAAAAAUGUUAUAUCCCCCCCUCCCUUCUUACCUUUAGCCUGGGAGGGGGAGAAGCCGUGAUGCCAUGGAGGUGAAUGCGGUGCUGCCUUCCCUGGUGGUCCAGUGGUGAGAGUGAAAUCUAGCCUGCAGGGCUAACUGCGGCAACGCUCAGAAUCCCGCGAGAGGAACCCGGUGUAGCUGCUGGCCUGAGCUCCACCAGGUUUUCUCUCCUCUCCCUCCCCAGCCAGCGGCAGUGUUACAGUGCCUGUGAGUCUCCCCUGCCGGCCUCAGCCCACGGCCAUCGCGGCGCACCGUGCAUUUGCCGGUAUGCCCGAUAGCCAGUCCGGGCCUGGUGCCAAGUAAGUUUAAUAAAGGCCUUUAGGGACCGAAACGUUACCAACUUACUUGGCUCCUUAAUUAAAGGAUCACACACUUUCAACAGUUAUUCUGGACAAUUUGCUUUUUAUUGAUUUAGUGGUGCUCUGAAACCAUACUUAGGAUUUGUAUGGACAAAGCAAAGGGCUAAAGUCACAUUUUUAUUAAAAAGUUCCUGCUGUAACCACAUCCUUCGAAAUAUUGCUUCUUCUCUGUGUCACCAAAAUCUGGUUAUUACAGGCCCGAAUAAUAAUUGGUGAUAUGUAUACAUAAGUUAAUAUAAGUUUAGAUAUUUUCAAUUCCAUGCCAAGUAGAUGGUAGAUGUUGUAGGUCAGUCUUAAAGCAUUGACUUCCAAAUUUCAUAUGUAGUUGCCUAUCAGUAUGCACUGUGCUUGCUGAGAAAGUUUUUCGACAGGCACAGCAUUACACUUUUGGGCAGGUACGGUGCUAAGUUACACGUGAGGCUUGAGGCAAAGGAAAAUCUGUUGGACUCUACAGAGACAUUUACCCUCCUCUCUACCCAUGGAUAGCGUGCUGCUGAUUCUCUCUGGGAACUCAAUGAAAGCCAGAAAGAAGCACAUGCUGCACAGCCAGGUGUUCAAUGCGACCUUGCCAUGCUACCUAACUAAUAGAAGGACAUGGAACACCUCUCCCCAGCACACCCUCCACAUAGUCAUCUGAGGGGCAUCCACUCCAUACACCAUCACCAUAGUAGCCUGGUGGCGCACUAGACUACUCAUCUUUCUUUUUGUAGGAGGUGGGCGCUUUGAGAAGCAGCUGAAUGAUGUCAAGUAGAACAGAAAAAUAUCCUCUUCACUCCACCACAAACUGUAGAGAUCUGGGCUGCAGAAUCCGGCAUCCAGGAUUUUAGCUCCCAUAGCCCCCAAUCAGCAACUCCUAUGCUGUUGGGAGUCCAGAAUGAAAACUAUCAAAGUGGAUAAUAAAACAUUGAAAAUCACCUAUAACCUGUUGUUUUUCUAUUAAAUGUCUCUUAAAUAAUUAGCAAAUUGCACCAGAAUCCAGUUCAAUCCAGACACAGCCAGAACAUACAUUACCAAUGAGGAGGAGAAAAAUAAAUAUUUGGUUAUAUUUUAUUUCUUCUCCCUCUGCUUUCUCUUGGGUGACAGCUUGUGCACAGGGCAGAGCAUAUAACAACGAAGACAGGACCAACGUUGCAGGAUAAACCAGUGUAGUUUUCUACAUUUAAUUUUAUUUUUCACAGCUCAAAAAUACAUAUGCUGUAAGGAUAAGUAAAUAUAAUAUUAACAUUUCUGGGAAAGGACAGUUUUCCUUUAAGAGGGGACCAGGGAAUAAUAAGAGGGAAUAAGAGAGACCUGCAGCAGACUAUUCCAGCAUUUCAGAGUGACAUGAAUUUUAUUUUUUCUAUUUACAGGCUGGAUGAAGAAAUUCAUAAACGAGAAGAUGCCGAGAAUAAUCUUGUCCUGUUCCGCAAGGUGGGUCCCAACUCUUGGCUGUACUUUUGGAUUCAUUAUGAACUAUCAGGGUUAUUCACUAAAAUGAAAAUUGUCAGGAACUGGAAUUUCCAAUUUAAGGCCAGUGUAAAUAAACUGGAAUCAUAACUGACUUGGAGAAGGUUUCCAGAUCGGCUCUUUUUGCCCUAAAUUUGAAAUUCCACAAUUCUCACUUUAAAAAAUAACUUUGAAUGCGAUAAAUAUAUAUAUUUAUACAUUUGAAAGAGUAUCCCUUGCGUCAUUAGAUACAUUUGAGAUACAAUGUAUAGGUUGUUUUACAGUUAAUUAUACUGGGUAUUUAUGUUUUAUUAAUGUUCUUUAUUUUGUAUACUUGCUGCAUAGGUCCAUGCCUUCUACUCCUCCCUCCAACAAUCUUACAGUGAGACCAUUCAUGUAGGCAGUGUGGCAGUUCUCUAUUUCUCUACAUAGUACAUACACAUUCUUUUAGGUAGGAAGCUGUACUUACUGUAUAUUGGCAUUAUGCCCACAGACAUUAUAUUUCCAUCACACAUUAAAUAUUCGGUCAGGUUUAACCAUAUUUUUAACAUCUACCUUAUGAGGCAAAAUCCCAUUUAUGCUUUUAUGCUAAUAUUUCAGAAUCAAUCUGCAAUAUGAGUAUUGAAAGAAAAGUGAAAAAAUUAGGCCAAAAUAAGGAAGCUGGAAAAAUGCUCAAAUUCAGCUAGCUUUUCAACUUUACCAUUUACACACAAAUGAUACAUUUUGGGUGAAAGUUUACCAUAUUUACUGGUUUGAUAAAUAAAUCAAUGCUAGACACAUUGCAUUUGUAUUCAUGCAUAAUGGGGUCUGUGUCUCAGGGGCCUAUUUACUAAACAUUGAAUUGUGCACUGGAAAUUAAAUGGCAAAUUUUAGGUUACAAUAACCUACAUAUGGCAAUAGCUGAGUUGAAGAAUUUUUGUACAUAUUUUUUUCUUGCUUAAAUUUUGCAAUUCAGUUUUAAUUUCACUUUACUUUGCUGUUUAGUGAACAAGCCACUAAUAAUUUGAAUAAAGCAUUUGAAUUCUUGCUUCCUUCCUUUACAUAUUGAAUUUAUCUCCUUACGAUCAUUAAAACGUCUAUUUACAUUGAUUUACCAUAAAGAAAAUCAGCUUCCCAUACUAGGUUUCUCUAUUCAAAUGUUUGAUUCAUUGUCAUCCAUUAACUACAAGAUACUAGUAAUCAAUCUACUUCUCAUAAUCUAUUUUUACUAUAGUGGUUAUGCAUUUUACAACUCUUGCAGGCAAAGUUUUAUAAUGUUGGUCAAUUAAUCAAAUAACAGUUCUCCAGGCUUUGCAUCUCUAAAAAUUUUAUGAGAUCCAAUUAAUGGCUGUUUUGAAAAGCAUCUUAUUUAUGGUGAUAUUUAGAUGUUAAAAUCUACAAGUAUCUUACUUGCUGUAUUUGGUUACAAAUGUUCAGUUCAGUUCUGUUUUCAGAGGCCACCUCCAUUUACAAUUCAGCAGACAUCACGGAGAAAUAAAGGACAACAGUCAUUACAUAAAUUAACCCAUUCAUCAAGUCCUGAAAGGAAAUCAUUUUUUAUUUUAAAUAAAGUAUUUGUAAAAAAAAUAGAGAAACCCAUCACUAUCUUUAGUAUAUGACAAGAUACAUCAGAAAUAUACAUUCAGUCAUGCACCUUUCUUCAGACAGUGUUUGAAGAAGGACAAUUAGUCUCUAUGGUCUUCCCUGCUGCACUCUCUGCACCAAUGCUGGGAAGACCAUAGAGACUAAAUGUCGGUUAUCAAACACUGUCCAAUCCAAGGUGAAUGUAUGUUUCUGAUGGAUCUUGUCAUAUACUAAAGAUAGUGAUGAAUAAUCUCUUUUUCUGUUUUUGAAUCUUUUUUACUUUGAAAACUUGAUGAAAGGAUUAUUAUAUAAAAAAGGUUGGCACAUUCUAGGGCCCAGACAUCUCAAAACUCUUGCCCCAGAUGUUGCUAAACUACUCCUCUCCAUCUAUUGUAUUCAUAGAAUUGUAAACUAUCACCAUCUGGUACUCCAGAAAUUCAGAUCCCUGUGUCUAGACACUAUAACAAUUUCAUCUCCCUAAAUUCAAUGUAAAAAAUGUUUUUAAACUGUUUAACAUGACGUCCCUGGCCACCCACAGCCGAGCUUUCAGUGGAUGUUUGACUAAGGCAGAGAUUACACGCUUCCUGAGGUUUACCAAGUUAUACCAACAAUGGGUGGUUGCUCCAGGCAGAGAACAGUCAACUGACAUCUCAGUCAAAUACCUCAAUUCAUUGCUGCUUGGGUUGGUCUUAUGCUUCCUUAGAAUGAACAGCACAAAAAAGAUGGGAUGCCGAAAGGGGUGGACUGGGCUGGGAAAGGGGGCAGGGUGACAAAUGCUCCAUGCCCCUCUAGAUAGAAUGGCUCACUACCUCCACCAAAUCAUAUGUCACUCCACAAUAAAAGCAGUACUGUGUGAUUUGGCAGAGGAGGUGUGGCUGUGAGUGGGAAAGAGAAGGAGCUGCAUUAUGACCACGUAGGGAGCUGCCAUCUGCCUGAGUUGCCCGAUGGCAUUUGCCCUGAGUUGCUUAGAGACAUACUUUGCUAUGUGCAGUGGAAGUUGGCCUGCUGAGCUGCCCAGUACAUGGAUGCGCCCUCUUCUGGGGUUCCGCUUUCCAUCCUGUCCUUGGAAUGCUGCCUGUCCCUAAGAGGAGUAGGGCACUUGGUGGGAUUUUUUCCUGUGGGAGGGGUAAUGGGGUUUCCUGACCUCUUGUGUUCUGGACCCCCUUCAGACAUCUAAAGUAGACAGAGCUGCCAUUACAAAUCGUGGGUCCCUUAGAAUUCUUGCAGGGCUUUCUGACAUAUACUCUUAGACAUUUUCACAGAUAUAACCUCUCAGGAACGUGCACUUUCCCUGACAUAUCCACACAUUCUUAGCUAAACAUACACAUUACCAGUCUGUUGGCACGGAAUAGGGAAUUACAAAGGUACUGGGCAACUGUUAAAACUCCUGCAGACAGAGUGGAAUGUCAGGAGAUGGUCGUUUGCAGAGUAAAGGGAAUGAAAAGGAGUGUAUUUGUAGAGUAAAGAGGAAAUGUAGUGAUGUGAAGUUAGUGAGGGCUUUUAGGUUGGUGUUAGCGGUUUGAAUUGAAGGCUACAGGAAGCCAAUGUAAUGAUUGACAAAGGGUUAACUUGUGGGAGUAACGGUCAAGGCCGGAUUAACAUAGGGGCUGAUGGAGCUGCAGCUCCAGGCCCAGACCCAGGCCCAGGCCCAGGCCCAUGGCAGUAAUACCGGCAAUACAAAUGUCUGUCUGAGUAUAAACAGAUUAUUCUGCAAUACCAGCGUCGGCCAGUAGGGGUCGCUGUUUGUGUGGAGAAAGGCAGGGAUAAGGAAUUACAGUAUCUACCUCCCUGCCUCUCACUACUCACUGAUCCGCGGGGGAGCAGCUCUGCACAGAGUCCAGACAGCAGCUCCAUCCUGCGAGACAUGGGGACGGUAAGAGACUUGGGGAUGCUGAGACAUUGGGACACUGGGUGACAUGGGGGCACUGAGACACUAGGGGACACUGAGAGACAUGGAGACACUGGGGGACACAGGGAGAUAUGGGGACACUUGGCAACUUUGAGACCUGGGAGACAUGGGGCCCUCCAAGUGUCCCCAUGUCUCCCCGCCAGUGUCCCUAGUAUCUCAGUAUCCCCAUGUCUCCCAGUGUCCCAAUGUCUCCCAGUGUCUCAGUGUCCCCUAGUAUAAAAGAAAAAAAUCGCAGGUACUCACUGAUAGAUUUAAGCAGGUUUAUUGGACACCACAAUGUUUCAACAUGCACCUAGGUCUUUAUCAAGUCUCCAGUGCCCCUUAUGUAUCAGAGUGUCUCAGUGCCCCAUAUCUCACAGUGUCCAUGGUGUCUCUCAGUGUCCGUAGUGUAUCAGUGUCCUUAGUGUCUCAGUGUCCCUUAGUCUCUCAGAAUCCUCUAGUCUCCCAGUGUCCCCAUGUCUCCCAGUGCCCCCAAGUGUCUCAAUGACCCCUAGGAUAAAAGAGAAAAUCUCAGGCACUCACUGUGAUAGAUUUAAGCAGGUUUAUUGGACACCACAAUGUUUCGACCUGUACCCAGGUCUUUAUCAAGUCUCCAGUGUCCCCUAUGUAUCACAGUGUCCCUUAUGUAUCAGAGUGUCUCGGUGCCCCAUGUCUCCCAGUGUCCCUGAUGUCUCUCAGUGUUCGUAGUGUCUCAGUGUUCGUAGUGUCUCAGUGUCCUUAGUGUCUCAGUGUCUCCUUGUCUCUCAGAAUCCUCUAGUCUCCCAGUGUCCCCAUGUCUCACAGGGCCCCCAAGUGUCUCAGUGUCCCCUAGUAUAAAAGAAAAAAAUCUCAGGCACUCACUGUGAUAAAUUUAAGCAGGUUUAUUGGACACCGCAACAUUUUGACCUGUACCCAGGUCAAAACCAAGUCUCCAGUGUCCCCUAUAUAUCACAGUGUCCCCUAUGCAUCACAGUGUCUCAGUGCUUCAUAUCUCCCAGUGCCCCCUCAUGUCUCAAAGUCACCCAGUGUCCCCAUGUCUCCCAGUGUUCCCUAGAAUCUCAGUAUCCCCAUGUCUCCCAGUGUCCCAAUGUCUCUCAAUGUCCCCUAGUGUCCUAGUGACAUGGGAACACUGGGAGACAUGGGGACACAGACACUAUGGGACUGGGAGACAUAGGGACAUAGACAUGCCCCCUUUUUGUGUAUGUUCACCCCUUUCGGCAGUUCUGGUUAUGUGAUUUGUGUGAGUGGCCCACUCUUUUACCCCAUCCAUAGACUUUCUGCUUUACUGGACACUGCUGUUAGGGGGUAUGGGUUUGCUUGAAAGAUGAAAGCGUGAGAUUAGCAUAGGGUAUGUGUUUUCUCAUAGCUGCAUCCUAUGAGUUUCCCUCCAGCACCAUCUCCAUCAGACAUAUGACGCUUAGGAGGUAGGACUGUUUUAGUGUUUUUGGUCAAUAAGAUUUUGUAAUUAGGCCCAUCAUAAUUGUCAGCACCAGGCCCACUGGGCUCUUAAUCUGGCCCUGUUAAUGGUCAGUAAGGAAGGUGAGCCUGGUGGCAGCAUUUAUUACAGACUGAAGAGGGGCAAUUCAGUUAUUUGGAACGACCGAUAAGUAGUGAGUUGUAAUAUUUGAAAUGAAAAUCGGGAAAUGAUGAGUGCAUGAACAAGUGUCUUAGUUGUAUUAUGAGUUAGAAAAUGCAAACAAGGCAAUUUUUUUGAGGUGGAAGUUAAGGAUUUGGAGACAGACUUAAUGUUAGUCGAAAGUAGCUCCAAAGCAACAUGCGUGUGGGAUUGGGGUAAUUGGUGUCCAAUGUGCAGUAAGAUAGCUAGAGGAGGAGGAUUAGAAGAAGGAAAGAUUAUGUUUUAUAUAAUGGGAAGAGAUCUAGUUGGAGAUGCAGUUUGUGACAUGUUCUACAAGAGAGGUCAGGGGAGAAUAGGUAAAUCUGAGAAUUGUCAGCAUAUACAUGGUAUUGAAAUCCAAAGGAGUUAAUAGUGCAAAUGGAGAGUAAUAGUGGACCAAGAAAAGAGCCUUGGGGAACACCAACUGAGACAGGCAGCAGGGAUGAGGUGCCACCAGAGAAGGAGACACUAAAUGAGCGAACAGAAACAUAGGAUGAAAACCAGUGAAGUACAGUGUAACAGAGUACAAGGUUGUGGAAGGUUUGAAGAAGUAGGGAGUGGUCAACAUUAUCAAAGACAGCAGAGAAGUCGAGGAGAGUUGAGAGAAAGUAAUGACGUUUUGCAGUGAAGGAACAGAGUGGAAGUAAAUAUUGGAGGGAAGGAGGAAAGAAAGGAGAUUGCAUUCUUAGUUUGGUUAAUAUCGGACAAUUUAUAAUAAUAAAAAAACAAAAAACUACCAGCUCUACAGCACAGAUACUGUACAAUUGAAUUGUAAAACAAUUUAAACAGGGCCUUCCCCAUAAUUAUCCCUGUUACUUUAACUUGUUUGUCAUAUCAUUUCUUUGAUUUGGUUGUGUUCCGAAUGUACAGCUCUGCAGAAUAUGUUGGUGGUACUUAAAUAUCCAGAUGAUCUCUAAGAGCAGAGCUAAAAAUGUCCCUCUGUGUUUGAAAAGUAAAAAGUAAAAUGUUAUACUUUUUUGUAUUAUUGGCAUGAACUAGUAUAUUUUCCUCAUCUUAUUGAUUAUCUUUCUCAGCCUCAUCUAGCAUCACAUUACCCUUUGGGAGAGCAAUGUGAUGACUAUAUUUAACUGUAUCUCAAUCUCUCACAGGAUGUGGAUGACGCCACACUGUCACGUCUAGAACUGGAGCGGAAGAUUGAGUCUUUGAUGGAUGAAAUUGAAUUUCUGAAGAAGCUUCAUGAUGAAGUAAGACGUGCAUUAGUUAAAUGAAAUAUAGACAACCAGUACAAGAUUUUUUAAAUGACAUGUCACCUUGUCACCUAAGUCUAGGCACUGAAGGCGGUGUCAUACUGUAUAUUGCGGACUAUGAUGUUUGAAACAAACCAUUCUGUUAUCAUAAUACUGAAAUUGAUAUUUUAAUGACCAAUAUUUCAUGCUGUUCAAGGACAGAUUUACCCACUCUGCUGCCCCAACGCCAGAUUUCUCAAUGCGCCCAAACCAGCCCGUAUUAUAUAUAUAUGAAGCCUGGUGUGUGAUUGGAUGGAUGUGAGUACUUUAGGGUAUAACUCUAUGGUGUCUAUGUGGAUGGUUGGAUUGCAAGGUAGGUUGGGUUAGGUCACAUGUUAUGUGGCUUUGUGUAUGAAUGUGACAGGGUGAGUGGGUUUGACUGGGAGGUAAGACGGGACUAUCUGACUGGAUGAAUAGGGAAUAUGAUUAGUUCAGAAUAUAGUUGGGUGGCUGGAUGGCAAUGUGUAUGUAAGAGCAUAUUUGUGUGGAGUGUUAGUGAGUGUAUGUGAAUGAUGGGUGCAUUUGUGUAUAGUGCUAGUGUGUAAAUUUAUUAGUGUGUUUUUAUAGAGUGCCAGUGUGUGCAUGCAUGAGCAUAUUUGUGUGAUGUUUUAAUGUGCAUAUGUGGGUAUUUAGUGUGCUUGUAUAGGUGUGUUGUGCACUGUGUUUACAAUUCCCAUCUGUCCAUCUUUAUCUCUCCAUGCUCCUUUGUUAAUUUAUCUCCCCUUCACAUGUGUUCUUCAACUCUCCCCAAUUAUGCCCUUCUACCCAUACCCCCUCUUUCUCUGAUUGUUCCCUCUUGUUCUUGUUUCCCUCUUGACUUACUUGUUCCCCGCUUCUCUUCCCCAUCCGUCACUUCUUCCUCUUUUCUUUUCCCAUCCCUCUCUUUUUCCCAUCUUCUUGCCUUCAUUUCUUACUUGUUCCCCUCCCCAUUGUCUCCAUCACUCACUUGAACCCUUUUUCUCUUCUCCUUAAAUCACCUAUUCCAUUCCGCUUCACACAAUUGUUCUCUCCGCAUCACCGGUUCUGCAGAGCCCCCAUUGUUGGCUAAAUUGAACAUUCAACAUUGAUACAGAAUCUCUAAAGUUUAGAUUGUUUUCAUAUAAUUAUGUGGUAUCUGGUUGUUAAGGGGUUAAACACAACACACAUAAAAAAAAACAUCGUAUCUGCUCAGAGUUUAGUCAUACUCACAAAUACAUCUGGAAAGAUGGAAACUGAAUGUAGUUACAUGUAUCCUGCAGCGAAAAGUGUUAGCACAAUUACCUUUAUUUAUUUAUUUCCUGUUUUGGCUAAUGACAUACAGCAGCUGGAUAAUACAAUGUGCAAACCAGCAAUAAGCAGCAAAAUGGUCACAUGUUCCAAAAUAUGGUUCUAGAGGGCAAAUAUUACUUUACAUGAUAGCCUAUGCUGUGCCAAGUCAUUAACUUCCAAGAUAUUACUCAGGAUCAGUGCGUGUCAUGCAAUGCAUCCAAAGUUAUAUUAGGCAGCGUACCCAAAUAUUCUCACUCAGCCUCCAAGAUGCCAUACACAUUCCUAUCAAUGCUAUACUCUGCAGUAGAUGUGCUAAUGCAUGAGAUCCAUCUGCUUAUUUUCAUGGGUCUGGGAUUGGGAUUUGACAUGAUAUGCACUGUGAAAUAACAUUAAGCUUUUGCACGGCUUGUAAUUAAAGGAGCUUCAGGAUGUCCAAGUGACCGCACAGACUCAGUCCAUUCAUUUGGAGAUCGAGGCAACCAAGCAGCCAGACCUGACAUCUGCACUGAAAGACAUCCGCAGCCAGUAUGAGAACAUUGCAGCAAAGAACCUACAGGAGUCCGAGGAAUGGUAUAAAUCCAAGGUACUAAGACCAGCAGAGGCUUCUCAUAGCCAGAUAGCACACUGCUACUAAGACAAAGACCAAAAGAGAUGUUUUUGUUAUUUGUUUGUCCUUUCUAAUAUUUAUAAUGGGAUUUAUACAUUAAGCAGAGAAUGUGGAUCCUCCCUUGUGUUACAGUUUAGAGAUACGAAGGACUAUGUGUUGAAUGUGCAUUACAGUUUUCAAAUUCCUACGAGGGAUUAGUAAAACCAACUCUCACUCAAAGGAGUCUAUACGUAUGGAGAUGGUAGACUGGCCUUUUACAUUCUUUUCCUUAAAGGACCACUAUAGGCACCCAGACCACUUCAGCUUAGUGAAUUGGUCUGGGUGCCAGGUCCAGCUAGGGUUAACCCUUUUUUCUAUAAACAUAGCAGUUUCAGAGAAACUGCUAUGUUUAUAAUAGGGUUAAUCCAGCCUCUAGUGGCUGUCUCAUUGACAGCCGCUAGAGGCGCUUCUACGCUUCUCACUGUGAAUUUCACAGUGAGAAGACGCCAGCGUCCAUAGGAAAGCAUUGAGGGCACCCUCAGGGCACUAUAGUGCCAGGAAAACGAGUAUGGUUUCCUGGCACUAUAGUGGUCCUUUAAGUUAAAAAAGUUCCGUUGAAGGAAAAAAUCUUGAAUGAAAAUAGCUGUAACAAUAAAAAAUUGUUUAUGUUUAUUAAUUCACCAUAUAAAGCAUAUAACCUUCCAAGUACUUCAUUACUGACAUAAUAGAUACAGCAACAAGCAAUUUACUGUCUUAUUAAUAAUAUUGAAUUAGUCUUAAUUAUUUCCUAUCUGCAUAUAGUUUGCUGACCUGUCAGAUGCUGCAAGUCGGAAUAAUGAGGCACUGCGUCAAGCCAAACAGGAGAUGAAUGAAUCUCGCCGCCAGAUCCAGAGUAUGACCUGUGAAAUUGAUGGACUGAAGGGAACAGUACGUAAUUCCUUUAAACCAUAUAGUCCUUAUUCUUCGCAUGUAGGAAUCAAGAUCUGUGGAGUUUACUAAAUACAACAAAAUACAAAAAGUAAAUUAGAGCUUGUACUAAUUCUCAAUUUUUCAGUUAUUAAUCUCGAUGUUUGAUAUCAAUCACUUUUUAAAGACCUUGUUAAACUAAAAAUGAUGAUGGUGUUCAAAUUAUUCAGCAUAUGCUUUACUUAUUGUUGUGAUUUGUCACAUUGUUUUUAUUUUACAAUAUUUUAUUUCUAAUUCCUCUAUUAUUCUCCAUUAUUUGUCAAUAAAAAUGUAAUUGUAUAAACUGGAGAAAUGUAGAUCAAUACAUAGAAAUGUGUAACAUAUGAUUUUAAAUGGACUUAAAGGGUUACUCCCGGCACCAUGACCACUUCACUGAUUUUAAGUGGUCAUUGUACUUAGAGUAUGUAUGUGUAGCAUUUCAAAUAUUCACACAGAUAUAUUUAACAAUGCUGCCAGAGUUGCAACUCCAUCCCCCGCACCAUCAUUAGUAUGUCAUUAGCCACCUGGGACAGGAUUUUCAGGCCGACUGGUGUUGAUUUUGUGCACAUUCUAUGAGCAGAGUGCCAUUCAUUGGCUGAGAGUUCCCAGUUGACGCUCUGAGCAAAUGAAUGCGCGUCAGGGUUGGCAUCAGAUCUGCAGAAGCCUGAAUGUGCAUCACUGGCUAUUCUAGAAGCCCCAGUGCCCGCCGGUACCCAGGAAUGUCAUUACAAUGGAACAGCGCUAGGUUAUGGCCUGGGAUCAUAACCACUACAGCAAGCUUUAUUAUAAAAAAAAUAUAGUAAAUCUUGGCCUUAUCAGUUUCAGUUUUUAGAUAUAAUUCAGAAUCAUCUAAUUAUAACAUGCUGUUUUUAUUUAAAUAUUCUGACGUGCUAUUCUCAUAAAUCCUUUUUUUUUGGUUCUGCUAACCAGAAUGAUGCUCUGCUGCGUCAGUUGAAAAAUAUGGAGGAGCAGUUUGGAGUUGAGGCAGCUAACUACCAGGACACGAUUGGCCGCCUUGAACAGGAAGUACAGCAUAUGAAAGAAGAAAUGUCGCGCCAUCUAAGGGAGUACCAAGACCUGCUUAAUGUGAAGAUGGCGUUAGAUAUUGAGAUUGCAACAUACAGGAAACUCUUGGAGGGAGAGGAGAGCAGGUGAGCUGGAAAAGGGAUGUUAGCUUUUGCACAUGAAUCUUAGUACAGAGUGAGGAAGCAUUUCAUCAAGCAGAUAGCAUCUCAUGUGAUUACCAUAAAGAACAGUUUUAAUUAAGAACUGGCAGGCAUUUGAAGGUUGCAACAGGUAGGUUAUACCUAUAUGCAGCUAGACACAGAUAUAAUGUGUAUUAUCUUUACACAUUAUAUAACAGUUUGCAGCAUGAGAGGCUCUUGUACCACUGUUUAAGAACUACUGCUGAUAUCCCUGGGUGAAUACAACCCGAAUAAUUCCUUGGUUUAAGGACCAGCACUGUCGAAGAUUUUUUAAAGGAUAUGUGCAUUUUCUUUGGUGGUAUAACAGGUAGGGGAGGCACAUUUUGAUAUUUUUUCUUUGUUGUAUUGAGUAUGUAGAAACAUUUCAUAGAUUCAUCUUUUUCUCUUUUUUGAGAUUCUGAACUCAAAUCCCCAGGAAAAGGAACACACAGAUCAAUAAUAAUCUAGCUACCCAAUAUUGAGUAAAGAGCAAUUAUCUCUUAUCUAUUUCUUCUCAUAGGAAACUAUGCUUCCACAAGCAUGAUACAAGCAGCCGAAGCUAUGAUUAAAAUGAUUGUCACAAUUCUUAGUUAAGCAUAUCAGGGAGAGAGACAAAUGCAUAAGAACACAAACAUAAAUACUUCAGCUUGCUGAAAAGCUUCAUGUGUCUGGAGCCUGUCACAUUUGAGACAGUUUAUAAAAGUGCAGAUUUCAUUAGAUAUAUAAUUGGGGGGCAGAAACACAUCCCGUGCUAAAGGGACGGGAGGGCUUGCAAAGGUUGCAGACAAGAGAUUCAAUGAAAAUAUACAUAAAUAAAUGCAUGCAUCCAACUUCUUGGUUUAAAGACUCUUCCUUUAUGCCAUGUAAGUAAAUUUGGUAUUUUAUAAUUGUUUCAUGUCCAUUUCAGGAUUGCUGUCCCAAUCCAUACAAUGUCAAGUCUUAGUAUUAAAAGCCCAGGUGAGUAACUGUACAGUUUAUUGCAGAAGCAAUAACAUCACAUUUACAGGUUUAAAUAUUUUAAAUAUGAUCACAUAUAAAUUAAGGACUCCAUUUAGGUUUAAAAAAAAACAUUAGACAGAAACACUGAUUUACCUGUGACCCUACAUCAAAAAGAAUAUGAUUAUUAAAUGCAAAGAUUGCAUCUUACUUAUCACUUUUAUGUGUAUAAUUUCAUGAUAUCCACAGAUAUGGUCAAUGUGUGCAUACAUUAUGCUUUACAAAUUAUUAUAAAGUAGUUUUGUCAUUAAUGUUUUUGGCCUUAUCUUAUUAUUUUUGACUUCUUAUUAUCAUAUUCUAUUUGAUAUCUCAUUAUCCUUAGCUUUUUAUAUUUACUUCCUCAGAUGCUAGGUCUUGUUUAUUUUUAGCCCCCAUUCUCAUUUUCUCUAUAUUCCAUUAGUUUUCUUAUGUUGGUAUUGUCUUUCUCUGAGUACCUUUCUCUACUUUAAAAUUAUAAACAUUCACAAUCUUACCUUUACAUUUUUAGGUUAUCACUCUAUACCGGAACAUGAUCAGAGUUCAGAGGUUCAUACCAGAAAAACUGUUGUAAUAAAAACAAUUGAGACCCGAGAUGGGGAGGUAAGUCAUAGUGUAUAUGAAUGUAUCACACUGUAAAUUAUAGGACCACUCUAGGCACCCAGACCACUUCAGCUUAAUGAAGUGGUCUGGGUGCCAGGUCCUUCUAGGGUUAACCCAUUAUUUUAUAAACAUAGCAGUUUCAGAGAAACUGCUAUGUUUAUGAAUGGGUUAAGCCUUCCCCCAAUUCCUCUAGUGGCUGUCUCAUUGACAGCCGCUAGAGGCGCUUGCGUGCUUCUCACUGUGAAAAUCACAGUGAGAGCACGCAAGCAUCCAUAGGAAAGUAUUGAUAAUGCUUUUCUAUGCGACCGGCUGAAUGCGCGCGCAGCUCUUGCCGCGCGUGCGCAUUCAGCUGACGGGGAGGAGAGGAGGAGGAUCGGAGGAGGAGAGCUCUUCGCCCAGCGCUGGAAAAAGGUACGUUUUUAACCCUUUCCCCCUUCCAGAGCCGGGUAGGAGGGGGUCCCUGAGGGUGGGGGCACCCUCAGGGCACUAUAGUACAAGGAAAACGAGUAUGUUUUCCUGGCACUAUUGUGGUCCUUUAAGGUAAUUUUACUUAUUAGAAUAGUUUAUUACACUUCUGUGGAGGUUAUAAUUUCUGUGUGCUGAAAUACCGUAUAUACUCGAGUAUAAGUCAACCCGAAUAUUAGUCGAGGCCCCUAAUUCUACCCCCAAAAACUCGGAAAACGUAUUGACUCGAGUAUAAGACUAGGGUGGGAAAUACAGCAGCUACUGGUAAAUUUCUAAAUAAAACUAGAUCCCCCAAAAAUUAUAUUAAUUAAAUAUUUAUUUACAGUGUGUGUAUAUAAUGAAUGCAGUGUGUGUGUGUGUGUGUGUAUAUAAUGCAGUGUGUGUGUGUGUGUAUGAAUGCAGUGUGUGUGUGUAUGAAUGCAGUGUGUAUGAAUUCAGUGUGUGUGUAUGAAUGCAGUGUGUGUGUAUAUAAUGCAGUGUGUGUAUGAAUGCAGUGUGUGUAUAUAAUGCAGUGUGUGUGUGUGUGUAUAUAAUGCAGUGUGUGUGUAUAUAAUACAGUGUGUGUGUGUAUUAAUGCAGUGUGUGUAUAUAAUGCAGUGUGUGUAUGAAUGCAGUGUGUGUGUGUGUGUGUGUGUGUAUGAAUGCAGUGUCUGUAACCAUGGUGGGGGGUGGGCAUUUUUAUUAUUCAUUUUUUUAUUAUUAUUUUAAUAUUACAUUUUAUUUUAAUAUUAUUAAAUUUUUAUUUUAUUUUAAUAUUAUUAAAAAUGUGAUAUUAUUUUUUUCGUCCCCCCUCCCUGCUUGUUAGCUGGCCAGGGAGGGGGGCUAUAUUAUUCCCUGGUGGUCCAGUGGAUGGGCUGUGUAGGAGGGGGACUGGCAGCAAGCUGUAACUUACCUUUACAGCAUCUCCUGUCAGCUCCACUGUAAGUCUCAUGGUCUGUGUGCCACGUGGAGCAACGCUCUGAUGCCUCGGCUCUCACGAGACUUACACUGAAACUGACCGGAACGGAGGAGAAGGGAGCUGACAGGAGCUGCUGUAAAGGUAAGUAACAGCUCGCUGCCAGCCCCCAACAGGAGCGCCGGGCUUGUAAUGAGCCCGGCGGUCCUGGUCUUUAUUAUGGCCAUAAUACAGACAUUGACUCGAGUAUAAGACGAGUGGGGGUUUUUCAGCACAAAAAAUGUGCUGAAAAACUUGUCUUAUACUCGAGUAUAUACAGUACAUAAGGGGAUGCCCCCUACCCCCAAUAGUUGAUUUCAGGGUUCUGUCCUGCCAUCCCAAUUUUGCACCCUGGUAUUCCUCAUCUGGGGAUACCAGGGAACUGUACUCGGACACCACAGUGUUCGUACUCUGAUCAGGCACUAGGACCCUGCAGAGUUCAGCAGUGCUCUCUGCAUGAUCCUGUAAGUUGGGGGCCAGCCAUAAGGACCCUUUCAGUAGGCAGACCGCCCAUCCGAUCACAUACCUCCAAAUGGAGUAUGUAAGGUUUCUGAACCAAAACAAAGUCUUCUCUAACAUGAGUGGGUGUAAGUUUUGUAGGAUAUUUCCUUCUAAUUCAAACAUUGGGUGAUGUCAGUGCAAACAGCCUGAGAUUAGGCAUAUGGAAAGAUAUUAAGAUUCAGUGUUCUAUUUUCAGUGAAUAAAUAAAGUUUAGCAAGUGUCAUUGAUGGAUUAUAACACUAGUUCCAACAUUUCUUUUUAACGCAAUUAACAACGGGAGGCCUCUCUACCAUAAGCUUGUAGGAGCACUUUGAAACUCCUAUUUAAGUUAAUAUGAUCAAAUAUAUAGCUGAAGACAGACAUCACCUAUGAUGUCCACGUCUUAGUAUAUCUACAUGUUUUUGUUGUUGUUAAGGAAUCGCAUCGAUCUAUUGACUAAGAUGUGUAUGUAAUAGUAAUGGUGUUUAAUCAUUUAAUUGAAUUUUGUUGUUUGUAGCAGGUUGUCACAGAAUCCAGGAAGGAGAAGUCAUCUGAAGGAGAGAAGUGAUGAUGUACUUGGCGACACACAAUGCAUUUAUUAUAAUAAUCCAUUCAUGAAGACAUGAAGCAGCCGGGGCUAUCUAAUUGAGUGAUUCUGAGGUUUAUCUCUUCAACAGAGUAUUUUCAAGGUUUUUUCACUUGUUUGUUCACUUAUUUACAGUAACCUCAACUCAUACAUUUACAAGUGGUUAUUGGUACUUUAUUUUGUAUUAUUGUAAUAAUUUCUUAAUGCAUAUUUUUACAGUGCAUAUUAAAAAAAAGCUUUGGUUUUACAUAAGCAUUCUUAACAUUAUUCUUCCACUGUACCAACAGAUAAGCUCUCUAGAAACAUUUAAAUAUGCCAUUUCUAAUGUCCAGGCAUACACAUUGCCGAGUAAGGGUCAGGUUUGUACAAGCUAAACCAAUAGGUAACCAAGUUAUCCUUAGAUUCAUAAAUUGGGUCAGCUAAGCAUUCCUUGUCAUGGUGAAGAGUGAUGAAGUGUACAAAAACAAAAAAAUAUAUAUAUCAUAUCAACAGCAACAAAUGAACAUCUCACAGUUGCGUAAAAUAUCAUCUAUCUUUUUGUGCACUUUAUAUUGUUACACCAUUAUCCUUAAUGUAUAGAGAUUUUGAGAAAAAACCUGGCUUUAUAUAUAUAUAUAUUUAUCACCGUUCGUAAAUGUUUAUUCAAAUAAUAUGUUGUAGAUGCUAUGAAGAGACCACAAUUUCUCUCAAUUUCAGUAAUACUUAUCUGGGAUGGCCUUCUCUGCUCCACUAGUUAACACAGAUGAAAUUCAAGCUUGCAGGUUGAUUUUGGGCUCUGGCCUUUGCCAAUGAAAGGGAUUGCUUCAAACACAAUACAUCUAAGAAAUGACCUUGGUGCUAUAUGUUCCGUGCCGAUGUGUAUGGGCUGGGAUUCUGCCUUUACGUUUUGUAGCAAUGUGUGUGUGCCAUGUCUGCUUAACCAGCAAUUAAACUAUUUGCAGCAAUUCAAUCAGACUCCAAA